GAAGUUAAACGAGAAAACAAAAAAGGCAAAAUCGUAAUCGGCGUUAAUGGGCUUCCAAGACCUCUGUUACCGGAAACAUCACAAAAAGCUCAAGCAGUUCCAGAGGGUGGAGAUAAAAGUGAAGAUGGACUGCGAAGGGUGCGAGAGACGGGUGAGGAAGUCGGUGGAAGGCAUGAAAGGAGUCAGCAAAGUCACCGUCGAUCCUAAACAGAGCAAACUCACGGUGGAGGGAUUCGUCCAACCGAGCAAGGUGGUGCAUCGGGUGAUGCAUCGGACGGGGAAGAAGGCGGAGCUGUGGCCUUACGUGCCUUACGAGGUGGUGCCACACCCUUACGCACCUGGUGCCUACGACAAGAAGGCCCCUCCUGGUUACGUUCGUAAUGCACUCGCCGACCCUCUAGUGGCUCCGCUUGCUCGUGCCAGCUCCUUCGAGGUCAAAUACACUUCUGCUUUCAGCGAUGAGAAUCCCAACGCUUGUACCAUCAUGUGAUCUAGUCUUUUUCAAUUUAUAUAUAUAUAUAUAUAUAGUUAACUAUACAUGUGUGUGUGUGUGUGUUUGUAUCAGUAUAUAUACACUUCAAGUAACUCUGAAUGUUGCAUGUAUGAGUCA
Arabidopsis lyrata subsp. lyrata is the source of this 610-nucleotide messenger RNA. RefSeq names its product heavy metal-associated isoprenylated plant protein 27. Bases 47 to 490 code for a protein of 147 amino acids. Gene Ontology annotation, molecular function: metal ion binding. The record is from RefSeq and is a predicted model, not a curated record. The transcript has 2 exons. NCBI's taxonomy places the organism in Eukaryota, Viridiplantae, Streptophyta, Magnoliopsida, Brassicales, Brassicaceae.